CCGAGCGAGGUUGAGGCUGCAAGCAGUUACCUGUCCACCGUGAAAUCGACACCAGCCAUUGUCGCCGUGCUGCUGGAGCUCCUGGCGCUGCCCGCAGACCAGCGCGACGACACCACCCUCAUGCUGGCCGCUCAGGGCGCAGUGGCUCAUCUUCGUGCGCGCCUUCUUCCGGAAGACGUGGACCAGUCCACAUUCAUCCAAUACAUCACCGCAGCCCUCAUGCAGUACAAGAGCGUCAAGCCGUUGCGAAACCAGUUCACCCUCAUCAUGUGCGUGUAUGUGCUACGGCAUCACCACCCCGUCAUACGGCACCCAAGACAACGGCCGCCACACGCGGGCCUCCCGUACACUGCGCCGCAUGCCCACACAACCGACACCGCUCCUGUUGGAAGCGGCGACACCUCGGCUCCUGCGAGCGGCGCCAGCAUCGGCACUGACGCCAGCGGAGAUGACCAGUCCACGGGGGUCAUGGCUGCACUAUCUGAGCUGCGGGACCACAUCCUAGCACAAGACCCCAGCGCAGAGUGGCUGUGGAUGCACAUCGUGUCUCUCAUCCCGGAAGAAGUGGACAGGAAAGAGUUCAAGCUUGCUACCGCCGAGCGCAACGCCCUGCACCAGAUCCUGCGCGAGCAUGCGGGCAUGAUCAUCACGCACGGUAUGGACAGGAUGGACAGCCGCGAGAACCCCUCCCUCUUCCAGGCGUGCGUGCGCGUGUGCAACGCCUGGUGCGCCAGCGGCUUUGUCACGUUUGCGGACAUGAAGCCCGUGAUUGCCAGCCUCAUCUCGUGGCUGCAGCACACGGCGGCAGAGGCGGUUCAAGCCGGCACCGACGUGUACCUGGACGAGGAUGUCAUGUUCACGCGCGUCACAGAGCUGCUCAUGACGUGCACGGAGACAUUCACGACGGGGGAGGCGACGGCGUUUAUGGGCGACCAAGUGCUCAUCAUUGCUGAUGGCUGCCACCACUACCUCUCCCUCGCUCGCCUCGUGCGCUCCUUUGUCUGCUGCGCCAAAGCACACCUCUUCACAGACCUGCAGACAGAACAGUGGCAGCUGUUGUUGGAGCACUCGAUCGCGUGCACGAGCAGCGCAAAUCCGCGCAUUGCAGACGAAAUGGUUCUUCUCUGGAGCACGCUUCCAGAAACACUCAAGUCCCACCCCAUGACGCAAGCUGCAGUCCUGCCGUACUUGAAGCGCGCCCUGGAGGCCGUCGUGUUUCAGGGGCAGCUGCCCCAGGCCGUCACUGCCGACGGCGACGAGUGGGACCGCAUCACCACACUGCGCGAGAGCGUGCGCGCGUGUCUGCGCAACAUGUUGUACGACAUCCCCGGUCUUGGUCCAUGGUUUGUCAACGCCGUCACUACCGCGCUUCGCGACGCCCUACGAACCGUAACGGAGGACACGUGGCCCCAGGCAGAGGCGCUCAUCCACGGCACGAGCGCUGUUGCCCGCAGGCUGUUCGAUGCUCUCGAUGCAGACACGGAGGAGGGGGCGUGCCAGCGCGCGUUUGUGGAGCUGUGUUGCCAGGUGCCGGAGCACCCUGCCAUGCUGUGCACGGUUGCGCUGCUGUUUGGUGUCAUCACAACGAUGCUGCCUGGCGCGCUGCUGCCCAUGGUUCGCCACACGGUCAUGAAGGGCCUCUCGUUCUCGGAGGAGGCCGAUGUGUUUCCAAUGCGCAUCUACGAGGACCACGUCAGCGUCGUCGCACUCAUCAAGCUGGCCCGCGUCCUCCCCGACCCCGCCUUCUUCUCCGAGCUGUGGCAGGCAUACCAGUCGCCCCAGGUCCAACAGAGCCUGACGGUGCGCAGUUUCAACCUGUUGUUGGAGGCCAUCUGUGAAACCCUGUGCCAUCCAGAGGUUGCACAGGACCAGGCUGCUGUGGCCGAGUUUCUGAACGCGUUUUUCAACGAAACGGCUCGCGUGGUUGCGUCAAAUGCAAUUGGGGAGGACCUGGAUAACGCGUUUGCGCGCAUUCAGGUCAUCUCCAGAACCAUCCGCAAGGAGCCGAGCUCGGCGUGCCUGCAUGCGACAUGGAUGGCACACCUGGACGCCAGCACGGAAGGGACGCUGCUCAAGUCGUGCCUUACUGCAGCCAUCGCCACGUCACAACAACACCAGCACCAGCACCAGCACCAGCACCAGCAACAUCAUGGUAGUGUCACUCCACCGGCCCUCGUCCACCCGCGAACAGCGUCUCUGUCGAGAACACAGCGCCACUCGCGCUCAGCGUCACCGCACCACCACCCGUCGUCCCGCUCGCAAUCCCCGCACGCGGCACAGCCACCGCUACCAUCGUCAUCGUCGCUGUCACCGUCAACAUCAGCGCUUGCACCAGCAACAGCAGCAGUCACCUCGGCGACUAGCACAACUGGCGCCGCCACCAGCAACACCACGGCUGCUGUCACGGGCACGCCAACGGCAGCAUCCACGCCCGGGUCAACAUCAACGACGCCAACGCGCCCCACGCUUGCACCGCGCUCCCAAUCGGAUGUGCCGGUAAUAGGCGAUGGGCGAGCGACGUGGCUGCCUGCACCCCAGUGCAUCAGCGGUCUGUGCGAGUGCAUGGAGGUGGUGCUGACAAACCUUGCCGUGUACUCUGAUCAGCUUGGACAGCAGGUGCUUGCUGCUGUUGGCUCGUGGCAGCCCGUGUUCACGUCUCCGCACGACCCAAAGGUGUUGGAAAUGGUCACCAUGCGUUCCAGCGAAUGUGCGGCCAUUGUUCCCGUGCUCGUAUCCGCACUGCGCAUGCACGCAGCCUAUUCCCAGGACGAGGCCUGUUUCCAGUCCUUCUGCGACCUCGUGUCGUGCUGCUGCACAAUGCGACCAGACGCUGUUGCGCAAUCAGGCGCGCUCCCGGACAUUCUGUCCACAUAUCUCCACGCGCCCAUUGCGGAGAUUGCGGCGAGAAACCGCGCCCCCUUCACGGACAAACCGCUCGUGUCGUCGCUGUGUCGCAUGGCGGGUGUCGUGCUCACGGCGCAGACCGCGCCACAGCGGCUGCUGCUUGCGGAUGUGUAUGGCGAGGGGGAAGCGAGCGAGGGGGAGGCCGGCCGCGUCCUCAACACGCUGCUGCUGGCCGUAUGUGGCGGUCUCCCCUCCUGGGCACUGGACGACAUCAUGCAGGCAAUUCGCACCAUCAUGGAGUGUCUGAGUGCGGACGUAACGUCACAGCUGCUGUAUGGCGCCAUGUGCCAGCCCACCUUUGCUCGCCCCGAUGUGAGCGACAAGGCCAAGCUCAUCUUCCUCGAAGACUUCCAGCGUCUCGGCGCCACGAGUGAUUGGAAGCGCCUGAAGAACGCUGUGAAGAAAUUUUGCGGCGGAAAGAAGAAGAACACGUCGGGGACACCUGCCAUCGGUGGUGGCAGUGGCGGUGGCAGUGGUGGCCGCGUUCGGACGCGCUCUGCACCCACCAUCUGA
This is a messenger RNA of Salpingoeca rosetta, 3417 nucleotides long. RefSeq lists its product as uncharacterized. The transcript has 5 exons. Lineage: Eukaryota; Choanoflagellata; Craspedida; Salpingoecidae. The coding region runs from base 121 to 3417 and encodes 1098 amino acids. The record is from RefSeq and is a predicted model, not a curated record.